Messenger RNA from Xiphophorus couchianus (Monterrey platyfish), 1660 nucleotides. RefSeq names its product mitochondrial calcium uniporter regulator 1 (gene mcur1). The transcript is spliced from 9 exons. Gene Ontology annotation, cellular component: mitochondrial inner membrane; mitochondrion. The coding region runs from base 128 to 1072 and encodes 314 amino acids. The record is from RefSeq and is a predicted model, not a curated record. NCBI's taxonomy places the organism in Eukaryota, Metazoa, Chordata, Actinopteri, Cyprinodontiformes, Poeciliidae. Gene Ontology annotation, biological process: calcium import into the mitochondrion; positive regulation of mitochondrial calcium ion concentration.
CCAAACUUGAUCAACAAUGGCUCGUUUACUGGGUGAAAUGCGGCGAUGACAAAACGAUAAGGCGACAUCAACACUUCGGAGAUUUUGAACAGACGGAGGUUCAGCCUUGGGCAGGACUUUCUACACAAUGACGCAAACCUUGGCCAUGGUGCUGAAGCAGCAGCCGCUGAAGCUCUUCCGUCUGAACCAAUCACAGAGGCGCUUUCACCCCACUACUUUAAUCCACGACAUCGCUGGCAGGUUUGCAGCAUCGAGCAUUUCCCCGGUUCUGUUGAGUCUGACAGCUGGCAGCGCCUCAGUUUUCACCGCUACAUCUGCGUCUAACUGUGAGCCGCAGCCACUGACAUGGAGAGGAGCUCCAGGGCGGAAGGUUACGGGUUUCUCUGCCCUGACAAACAUGUCCGUACGAGAACUGAAUACCUCCUCCAGGGUCUUCCAAUACGAUCUGAAACCAGACAUACCGAAAGCCGAAGGCCGCAAGCUGUUUUUUGACACUCACGCAGUUGUGCGACUCCUUGAGGAAAAUGGAUUCAGCACUCAGCAAGCUGAAGUGUUGGUUAAAGUGCUGAUCGGGACGACAAACUCCAACAUGGAUUUGGUUUAUACUGACAUGGUGACCAAAGUGCAACAGGAAAUCAUGUUGCAGCAAGUAAUGUCUAAAAUAGCAGUUGUAAAAAAGGACAUGAUUAUCCUUGAGAAGAGCGAGUUCUCCACUCUUCUCACAGAAAAUGAGAAACUCAAGAUCCAGUUGUUCCAGCUCAAAGUCCAGCUGGCUGAUGUGAUGAACAAAGUACGCUCGAAUAAUAUUUUGGACCUGAAUUUGGAGAAAAGCCGCGCAAAAGAGCUGAAAGCAGGACAUGAGAAGAAGCUUCUGGAAACGAGAACUGAAAUUCUGGAAAUGACGGCAGAGCAGGAUCGCCAUCUAACCCAAAUAAACAUGAAAAUAGACACUGAAGUAGCUGGUCUGAAAACCAUGCUGGAGUCUCAUAAACUGGAUACCAUCAAAUAUCUUGCUGGUUCGGUGUUCACCUGCCUCACUGUGGUUUUGGGUUUUUAUCGUAUUUGGAUGUGAGAGAAAGUUAACGACGACUACUGUCGACUGCAACGAUGCCGACAGAGAAGCCAAGGAACUUAUACCAGCUAAAGAGCAGCGGUUUCAUGACGAAUCUCAAUUAUGUCAUUUCAUUCCCAUUAUUAUUUUUUAUUUAUGGACAAUCCAAAAAUUGUGGCGUCUAAAAAAAAACAGUUCUUAUUUUUACACUUUUUGGUUUCAGUUAAUAACAUAUUCUCUUUCUUUCACUAAUACUUUGCAUUUCCUACCUGUAAAAACCAGUUGUGUGUUACUUACAAUGGUUUUAAGUUUCUCUAUUGAUAGAUACAUUUAUUUCCUACCAGUAUUUGUUCAUAAUGACGGCUUAUUUCCUCUGCACACUCAAGACGACAAAAAGAACUCAAAUGAUAUUGUGAUGUACUGAAAGUACAAGAAAUUUCCACAUACCUGUAACUGAAUAGUGAUGAACCCUUAGUAAUAUCAUUAUUUUGUUUUAGUGAAUCUCAUCUUAUCAUCAGUAAAACCUUUUGAUGAUUAUAAAUGUAUUAUGAGUAGGUGCAUAUUAGUUAUUCUGCUGGUAGAAGUUGUACUUUUAUUUUAAUUUUAUUU